AUGAAGCUCAAAAAGGUUAAAAAGACCAGUGUCCUUGCUUUGCAGAAUGACAGUGACGAAGAUAAAGAUGAAGAGAAGCUUAUGAGAGAGCAUUUGAAAAAGGAAAAUGAGCGCAAUGCUCUGAAGGUGGAUAGAUUAGAGAAGAAGUUAAACUAUGAUAUUGAUCUACCGGAUGUCAGUAGGCAAUCCAAUGCAAACAAAUCAAACAAUGAAAGUAAAUAUAUUUCCAAUCUCUUGGAAGCUAAGAAACAAAGAGAAAAUGAUCAAUUAUUACUACAGAGUUUCAAAUUGAAAAAAGAGACAGAGAGUACAGUUGGAGAAAGGAUAGAAACAUCAAGUUUCAAGAUCUACAAAAACGAAAUAAAACGAUUAGAGGAUAAAGCAUCAAAAUCACAAGAGAACACAGAAACAGAUCCAGGCUCCGAAGGAUUAUUAACCUUCUAUAGAACUCAACUGGAUUACAGGGAGAACGAAAGAUCAACAGAAUAUGUACCGUUACAGGAAUCUCCUCAUCCGAAUCCCCAAGAUAAGCCUCUGCAAGUGCCCACCGACCACAUCUCUCAGCCAAAUACAUCUUUCGAAUCUACCUUAACUGGUGGCCUCAACAUCAGGCAAGAGAUUACUAAGGCAGAGCUUGAUCUACUCCAUCAAAAACAAUCCAAACUUCUAUCACUCUUACCACCAGCAUAUGACCAACAUUUUCUAGACGAAGCUAGGCAGAGAUAUUUUCGAAGACAGAAAGCUUCGCAAUAA
Molecule: messenger RNA, 753 nt
Organism: Komagataella phaffii GS115
Lineage: Eukaryota; Fungi; Ascomycota; Pichiomycetes; Pichiales; Pichiaceae
Exons: 1
Coding region: 1-753 (250 amino acids)
Source: RefSeq, a predicted model, not a curated record